Lates calcarifer (barramundi perch) is the source of this 3495-nucleotide messenger RNA. RefSeq names its product sodium- and chloride-dependent GABA transporter 2. Bases 553 to 2397 code for a protein of 614 amino acids. The transcript is spliced from 14 exons. NCBI's taxonomy places the organism in Eukaryota, Metazoa, Chordata, Actinopteri, Centropomidae. The record is from RefSeq and is a predicted model, not a curated record. Gene Ontology annotation, biological process: sodium ion transmembrane transport. Gene Ontology annotation, cellular component: membrane.
GCCAUGUUUCAAAACUGAGCUUUUCUUUGUAGACUUUCAUGGUUCCCUCAUGAUGAAUCCUAAUGGCUUUGGUAGUAACUUUUCCUGCAGUCCCACCAUGAUGCAGCUUUUUGUAGUUUUUAGUAAAAUGUUUUCUAUUUUAAAGAGUUAAAGUUCAGUUGAAUUGUAAUAAUUCUGAUGAUGCACUGACUUUUCAUCUGGCAUCAUCAUCGGGUCGAAUUUUAAAUGUGUCCAAUACUUUGGUUUGUGUUGUUUGUGUUUGUGUUGUCAUGUUAGCAUGUGAAUGUUAGCUUUUAACUGAACUGCUAUGCUAUAGUACCACCAGCUGUACAUGUACAGACUCUUUCAUAUUGUUUUCAUAUCUGAUUCUGAAGAUGGCAAAUGUUUGUUUGGCAAUGUUUAGCUCUAGUUUCUAGUAUGGCCUGUGUGGUAUGCCACUGAGUGAAACCUGAGAACAAUGAGGAAACCAGCCUGUAUAUUUCAGCCAACUUUGUGACCUCUGUUGUAUUACACACUCACAGACAUACACUGUCAUAAUUACUAAGGUUUAAAAUGGACCGAAACCAAAACUCACAGGUGAGAAUGAAUCUGACGAUCCUUGGGACUGGACCAGAACAAACUCAACCCAAACCUCAGGAGAGGGAGCAGUGGGCCAAUAAGCUGGAGUUCAUCCUGGCAGUGGCCGGACACAUUGUUGGUCUGGGAAACGUCUGGAGAUUUCCAUACCUUUGUUACAAAAACGGAGGAGGGGCUUUCUUCAUCCCUUAUGUUUUGUUCUUGUUCACCUGUGGCAUCCCACUCUUCUUCCUGGAGACAUCUUUGGGCCAAUACACCAGCCAGGGUGGAAUAACAUGUUGGAGAAAAAUCUGCCCUCUUUUUGAAGGUUUAGGUUAUGGAAGCCAGGUGGUUGUUCUGUACACAGGGGUGUAUUACAUCAUCAUACUGGCUUGGACGUUUCUCUACCUGUUUCAUUCCUUCAAGUCUGAGCUUCCGUGGGCGAGCUGCCGCAACAGCUGGAACACAGAUGGCUGUUUUGAGCACAGUCACAACCAAACAUCCCCUCUGCACCUGUAUGGAGAGAGUACAUCUUCAGUUGUUGAAUUUUGGGAGAGGAGAAUCUUGGGCCUGUCCAGUGGAAUUGAGAAAAUUGGAAAUAUUCGUUGGGACUUGGCCCUCUGUCUACUUCUUGCCUGGAUAUUGUGCUACUUCUGUGUCUGGAACGGAGUGAAGACUACAGGAAAGGUGGUCUACUUCACUGCCACGUUUCCGUAUGUAAUGCUGGUGGUGUUGCUUGUUCGAGGUCUUACAUUACCAGGGGCCAAAGAUGGGAUUAUGUUCUACCUCUACCCAGACCCAUCACGCCUCACUGAUCCAGAGGUAUGGAUGGACGCUGGCAGCCAAAUUUUCUACUCCUAUGGAGUUUGUACAGGUGUUCUGACAUCUUUAGGAAGUUACAACAAGUACAGCAACAACUGCUACAGGGACUGUGUUUACCUGUGCCUGUUGAACAGCUUGACCAGCUUCGUAGCUGGCUUCGCCAUCUUCUCUGUGCUGGGAUUCAUGGCAAAAGAGCAAGGUGUGGAUAUAUCGAUGGUGGCUGAAUCAGGUCCAGGUUUGGCAUUUAUUGCCUAUCCUCGAGCUGUGGCUCUAAUGCCACUUCCUCAGCUCUGGGCUGUUGCCUUUUUCAUUAUGAUCAUCUUCCUAGGAUUAGACAGCGAGUUUGUUUAUCAAGAGGCGCUGGUCACAACCAUCUCCGACAUGUAUCCCUCAUUCUUUCAAGGCAAUUGUCGCCGUAAACUACUUCUUCUUGCCAUUAGUGCAGCAAGUUUCUUUGUUGGCCUCUUGAUGGUUACAGAGGGAGGUCUUUAUAUUUUCCAGCUGUUUGACCACUAUGCCUGCAGUGGGAUGACACUGCUACUUUUUGCUAUUCUUCAGUCUCUCUGUAUUGGAUGGGUGUAUGGUGCAGAUCGUCAAUAUGAUAAUAUAAAGGACAUGAUUGGAUAUCGACCGUGGCCUUUUAUGAAAUAUUGUUGGCAGUACUUCACGCCAGCUAUCUGCACUUGCACAUUAUUGUUCUCUGUGAUAAAAUAUACUCCACUCAAAUUCAACCAAACUUACGAAUACCCCUGGUGGGGCUACACCCUUGGAGGAUUUUUUACUCUCUCAUCAACACUCAUGGUUCCUCUAUGGAUGCUAUAUUCUGUGAGUGUCACUCCAGGAACCCUGAAACAGAGACUGAAAGUUCUGUGCACUCCAGCAAAGGACUUACCCACUGCAGUGUUAAAGAAAGCAUCAAAUCAUGAAGCAUUUCAGACUUUCACAAGCUUGCACACUUUACGCAAGACAGAAAACCCUGAGAACGGAGAGAACAGAUCUCAGAGAACUUCUUUUAUUUAAACUGCAAGAGAAAAACAGAACGGCAAAGAAAAGAAAGAUCUUUCAGCUGUUAAAAUGUUUCAGACAACAAUUUAUGUCACAGAAGAUUUUAAAAAUCAAACUGUAAAAAUUUUUAAAAAAUAUGUAUUUAUGUUUUAGGAAGGAAAAAAUGUUUUUCCUUUGAUUAUAAACUGUAUUAUAUACAGUAUUUCUUGUGUACACCAGUUGGCAGUAUGUAAAACAAUGUAUUUUGGUGAGAUUAUAUUAAUAUCAAUUACUUAAUACCUAUUAUGAUCAUUACCAGGUAACAAACAUAAGGUGUUUAAGACCCUGGUUAACAAUAUUAAUAUUCUAAAUAAGUUUUGGUGCCAUUAAUGUUUAUAUUAAGAUAAACUUUAAAAUAAAAUUAAGAGUGCUUAGUGCAUAUUUAUAGGGUGCAUUAGUAUUCUAAUUUUAGAAUAAACAAAAAGCUUGAGAAAAAGCAAAAUAGUGAUAUACUUCAUGUAAAUACAUUGGGAAAAACGAGUAUACAAAACAGGUAAUAAGGUAGAGUGACAAAGGAGGUUGCGCACUUUACAAUGCACCUGUAAUGUAGCUUUCAGAGGUAUAACAGACCACACCUGUGUGUCUUGGGCAUGUGAAACUGUAUGAAAACUGGAUAUACAGGCUGUAAUUCAACACAUUACAGAGUAAUUACAGAGAAAUAUAAACCGUUCAGCCGUGCUUCGCUUUAAUUAUAGUGUAAGUACAGAUAAUGUGGGACAUAUCUCUGUUACUCCUUAUCAACCUGCGCACAGUCCUCAUGUAGAAAAUCUGUUUCUGUUCCCAUACUGAAGCUGAAACCAGUACGAGACCAGAGGCUUUUGCUGUGAAAACGAAAAACCUGUCAAUAACCUGUCUGAUGAAAACUUUUUAAAACUUCUUUUAAACCACUUUUUUCAAAUGGCUAACUUCUUAUCUUAUUUGAACUUAACUCAGUUGUUUUAUAUUUGGUUUUUGAAAAGCACUUUGGUGGUCAAUGAUUUUGACAAGUGCUCUAAAUAAACUUAAUCCUCUAACUUUAGUGGAGGGAAAGUGCCACAAAUGAUUUGACUCCUUUAUUGUUUAUGAAAUAACUAU